Caenorhabditis briggsae is the source of this 2406-nucleotide messenger RNA. RefSeq names its product Protein CBR-CLH-5 (gene Cbr-clh-5). Gene Ontology annotation, biological process: transmembrane transport; chloride transport. Bases 1 to 2406 code for a protein of 801 amino acids. NCBI's taxonomy places the organism in Eukaryota, Metazoa, Nematoda, Chromadorea, Rhabditida, Rhabditidae. The transcript has 10 exons. Gene Ontology annotation, molecular function: voltage-gated chloride channel activity. The record is from RefSeq and is a predicted model, not a curated record. Gene Ontology annotation, cellular component: Golgi apparatus; membrane; synaptic vesicle.
AUGGAGCGAGCAGGACGCUCUUCAACGCUCGGCUCUUCAGAUGAAGUCGAGUUGGAGCCCAGUGGAAAUUCUGCCACGAUACAUCUUGAUAUGACUGCAGGUGGCGGCAGCUCUUCCAGCGACUUCAACCCUUUCGGUGCGAUCGAUGACGUCAGAUUCAAAACAGACGACGAUCUCCCAGACGUUAUGGUUCCCCCAUUUUUUAGCAAAUAUGGAGAUUUUCACACAAUUGAUUGGCAAAGAGAUUUGGCCCGAGAUCGGUUACGACAUAAAAUGAUAUCAAAAAAGAAAGUCGAUUUUCCUCUGGGUCUCUUGCAGUCCGGCUGGGAUGCCGGUGCAGGAUGGAUAUGCGUUUUAUUCGUUGGUCUAGCUGCCGGAGCAACUGCUGGAAUUAUCGAUAUUGGAGCUAGAUGGAUGAGUGAUUUGAAGACAGGAGUUUGUGCAGAUCGUUUCUGGUUAGAUCGAGAACACUGUUGUUGGUCGUCAAACGAUACUUUUUACAAAGACGACAGCUGCAGUGCGUGGACAAAAUGGCCAUGGAUGAUCAAUUACUAUAACUCGUCAAGUUUGCUCUUCUCGUUUAUUGAAUGGAUAUUCUACAUUGUUUGGGCUGUCGCAAUGUCCACUCUUGCGGUACUCUUCGUUAAAAUUUUCGCCCCUUAUGCUUGCGGUUCGGGAAUCCCUGAGAUCAAAUGCAUCCUUUCUGGAUUCGUAAUUCGUGGAUAUUUGGGAAAAUGGACAUUCAUUAUCAAAUCUGUCGGUCUCAUUCUUUCCUCCGCUUCUGGUUUAUCACUUGGAAAAGAAGGCCCAAUGGUUCAUCUAGCUUGCUGUAUUGGAAACAUCUUCUCGUACUUGUUCCCGAAAUAUGGAUUGAAUGAAGCGAAGAAGCGUGAAAUCCUAUCAGCUUCUGCUGCUGCUGGAGUCAGUGUCGCCUUCGGUGCCCCGAUUGGAGGAGUUUUGUUCAGUUUAGAAGAAGCAUCUUACUACUUUCCUCUCAAAACGAUGUGGAGAUCCUUCUUUUGCGCUCUUGUUGCAGGAAUCAUUCUCAGAUUCGUUAAUCCGUUUGGAAGUAAUCAGACAUCACUGUUCCACGUGGAUUAUAUGAUGAAAUGGACGUUCAUUGAGCUUGUACCAUUUGCACUAUUGGGACUUUUUGGAGGAAUACUUGGCAGUCUUUUCAUCUUCGCCAAUAUCAGGUGGUCUCGGUUCCGUAAAAAUUCCAAGAUGCUCGGAGGAAACCCAAUCUACGAAGUCAUUGUCAUUACACUUAUCACAGCAGCUAUCUCCUACUUCAAUCCAUUCACCCGUAAAUCUGCUCUUUCUAUGAUUCAACAACUCUUUGAUCGAUGUGAAGACCAAGUCGAGGAAGACUCCCUCUGUGAUCAGAACAAGGCAUUGAGUAUUGCAUUUGGUCAACUCUUAUGGGCUCUAAUUUUCAAGUUCAUAAUUACUAUCUUUACGUUCGGUAUCAAAGUUCCAUGUGGUUUAUUCGUUCCAUCAAUCGGUAUGGGUGCCAUCGCUGGACGUAUUCUUGGAAUCACUGUUGAUCAAAUCUUCCGAGCAGUUCAAGCUACUCCCGGACAUUCUGAAUACUUUACCUGCCAAAUUGGAAAAGAUUGUGUCAUGCCUGGUUUGUAUGCUAUGGUUGGAGCAGCUGCAGUUCUCGGAGGUGUCACCAGAAUGACUGUUUCUCUUGUCGUCAUCAUGUUCGAAUUAACUGGAAGUCUGGAAUUCAUUGUACCAACUAUGGUGGCUACAAUGUUUUCCAAGUGGAUUGGAGAUGGAAUUUCGAAAAUGGGGGUUUUCCAGGGAAUCUACGAAGCCCAUAUUGAACUUAAUGGAUAUCCAUUCCUCGAUUCCAAAGGAGAAUACCCAUAUUCUACAGUUGCCAGCCAAGUUAUGCGACCUUCCAUUCAUCGUCAAGUCGCUGAUGAGAUGUCAAUGAGUGAUUUGAGGGAGCUGAAGAACGAGUUGAGUGUGAUCACAGAGAGUGGAAUGACACUCGGGGAUUUAGAAAGUUUGCUCCGUCAGACGGACUUCAAUGGAUUCCCAGUUGUUGUUUCACAAAACAGUAUGCAUUUGGUAGGAUUCAUUACACGACGAGACAUACUCCUUGCUCUGCACACAGCUCGAAAAACUCAGCCUUAUGUUGUCACCAACUCGAUUGCGUAUUUCUCGGAUGGUGUACCUGAUUCCGUGCCCGGAGGACCAGCGCCGCUGAGAUUACGAAAGAUUUUAGAUAUGGCUCCAAUGACAGUCACAGACCAAACUCCUAUGGAAACCGUAAUCGAUAUGUUCCGAAAACUCGGACUUCGACAUGUAUUGGUUACGAAAAACGGAAAGGUGCUUGGAAUCAUCACAAAGAAGGAUAUUCUUCAAUUUAUGCGCAACAAGGACUCACAAUAG